This is a messenger RNA of Tricharina praecox, 2937 nucleotides long. Its product is annotated as telomere length regulation protein-domain-containing protein. The transcript has 4 exons. Gene Ontology annotation, cellular component: cytosol. Gene Ontology annotation, biological process: telomere maintenance via telomerase; protein stabilization. Lineage: Eukaryota; Fungi; Ascomycota; Pezizomycetes; Pezizales; Pyronemataceae. The record is from RefSeq and is a predicted model, not a curated record. Gene Ontology annotation, molecular function: telomeric repeat DNA binding; Hsp90 protein binding. The coding region runs from base 1 to 2937 and encodes 978 amino acids.
AUGGACGGCCUCAUAAUAGCGACACGUCCUCCACCCCGCACCACCACAAAUGGCACGGCAGCAGCAGCACCAGCGCAGGAAGAGUUCCUAACUAUUGCCACCACCACUACCACCGCCACCACCACUGCAGGCCCCACCCGGAGCGACAAUCCAUCGGCAGCUCCGCCCGUGACGCAGCAAUCCUCCUUAUCCGAGAUCCUCGACCAACUUCGCUCCCCCAGCCCCACGUACGAUACCGUCGUACGCUGUUUCCGUUGCCUCGACCUCAGUCUCGAUCACGACAUCCUUAGGCCCUCCCCGCACUCCUCGCAGAUCACAAAGGUCCUGCUCGAACGAACGCUUCCAGAUUUCUGGGCCGUGCUGAAGCGGGAACGCGGGGCGCUGGCAAGAUGUUUAGGCUCCCCCACGGGGCUCGGCGGCAUCACGGCGAGGUUAAAAGCCCUGAUACCACCUGCCAGAAACGAGGAGGCGGCGGGGGCGAGUGGCGCUCGCCAAAAUCUGGGGGAUCUACUGGACCUGUUGCAGGUGGUGUUGGGGCGGGCGGAUUUCGUACACAGCGUGUGGGAACUCUCUAUCGUGAAGGAGACGGAGAUGAAAAGGGACAUACUGUGGAAGGAGUUUGCGACGUUGGUCGGCGGCGGCCGCUUACUGAGCGUGGCGGCCGAGGCUGAGACCACGCUGGGUCGGCUAACACCGCAGGAGCGCUGGGUGGGAACCGGAAAGCUCUAUGCGCUCUGGCUGGGACGCGGAAUCGCAGAGGCGUGCUUAGGCUUCGAUCCCGACGAGGCCGACGAUGCUGCCGCCUGGAAAGCAAUGUCGGUGCUGCUGACGGCGAGCUUCAGGCUGGGAUACUCGGACAGUGUGGUGGAUGGCCUGGUGCACAAGCUUAUCACUCCCCAGGAUGACUCGGCGGUCCGCCUGAGGAAGCUGGUUGUUCUGCUGCCGGUACAUGAUAAGCGAACAUUCAUCCUCUCAUUGUUGCGAGUGAUCUCGACUCGGCAUCUACAAUCGGAUGCCUUCGAGGAUGGUGACGAAACGUGGUGGAAACACGACGAAGCCAAAGUCGCUGGCGCCGCCGCACUCCUGGAGAAGAUCGUACUGCACGAUGACGAUUACCGAUCUCUGGUCCUGGAGUGGCUUACUUCGAGCUCUGGCGGGGGCAUUGGCGAGCCCAUCGCUCUCAGAAGGGCCAUCAUGGCGGUACUGGCGCAUGAAGGAUUGGCGUUCAGAGGGCUAUUUGAGAAGCUGCUGCAGCAGUUUGCCGACAAGCUCUGGAUAAAACACACCCCUAUUAUGCGGCAAGAAGUGAGCGUCCAGAUCCUCCUACUGUGCGCAGGUAUCGCGCGCCAGAACUCCCCCUCACUCCUCGCCCGCCUGGCCCGAUCAUUAAACUACCUCAGCGGCGUCUCGAACCACAUUGCGUCCUCAUCGCAUCGCUCUAGGUUCCUGGGGAUGAUCGUGGGCGAGGCCUUCUCGGCUCUCGUCGACAAGGACGCAAAGAUGAAGAUGUCCUUCGAAACCGAGGAUAUGCUGGGCUCGGAUGCUAAAUGGUGGAAGUCGAUUCCGUACAUCGAGGAUAAGAUUGGGGACAUCAAGGAUUUGAUUUCUGCUCCGAAGUCCGUGGUUAAGAAGCGCAAGCCCGUGGUUGCUGCUACGAGUACUACGGUCAGUUCCUCGGGGAUUCAGGUUGUCGAUGAGCAGGAAGACGAGGAGGAGGAAGAGGAAGAAGACGACGAGUUCACGCCAUAUGCUCUCCCCGACUCCGACACAGAGGAUGCACCAGACGAGGACGCAACGACGAUAGACAGGAACAAGCCAUCACCACCAGUUUACAUUCGCCAACUCCUCUCCUACCUCCUCUCGCCGGACAAUUACGACAAGCAGCUCCUGGCGCUGCAACACGCCUCGGCGCUCAUCCGGCGCAAAUCCGGCCCCGGCAACACCAGCAAAGAAGUGAUCUCUCACCUCUCCCAGCUCGCCGCCGCCUUUGCCGGCCUCGACGACCGCUACGACAUCCCCACGUUCGACGAGCUGCGCCGCGACGCCCUGGUCGCACUGAUCCUCGCCGCGCCCGAGAAGAUGGGCCCCUGGACCGCGCGUUCCUUCUACACGGGAGACUACGGCCUCGCGCAGCGCGCCAUGCUCCUCUCCACACUCGGCCUAGCCGCACGGGAGCUCGCCGGCUUCACCUCCGCCCCUCCCCCCACCACCCCGCACCUCCCAGCGCACAUAUCCUCUGUCUGGGGCUCCACCUCGGACCCUAUCACCUCCCUCUCCUCCACUCUCGCAAACACGUACCUAACCCCCCUCGCCGCCCGUGCCGCCGACUCCCUCAGCGGCCCCCGUAUCCUCAAGGUGCGCACCUUCUCCUCCCGCCUCGCAGUCCAAUCCCGCACUCCCGUGCCCACCACCCGUCCCAUCCUGCAGGCAUUCCCUUACCUCCUCCUCCCCCUAACCGGCGGCUGGAGCAUCGCGGCGCGCGACUACGCAGGCGCACAACCACACGCCGACCCCGCGCUACUAGUGCACCUCCUCAACACCUUGUCGGUACUCGUGCACGCGGCGGGGCCGGCCGCGCCCGCGCUGGCAGAUAUGUGUCGCGAGGUGCUGCAGCUGCUGGCGGGGAUAAGGGGCUCCGCAGCCGCCGCAGCUGCCGCCGCGGGCGAGGGCCGUGUGCGUGAGGCGGUGCUGCUGGGAGUGCUCACGGUGCUAGAGGUUAAUCUUGCUGGGGGGAGGGGGGCGAGGGGCGUCGCCGAGGAGUUUGGAGGCGUGCUGGGCGAGUGGAGGGGGUUUGCGGAGAGGUGGGUCGAUGGUGAUGGUGACGCCGAGGAGAGGACGAGGGCGCUGGCCGCGGGGGUGUUGGUUAGGAUUGGAGAGGUCGAGGAGGGGUGGAGGAGGGUGCUGUUUGCGGGGUCGGGCGUAGAUGAGGGGUUCUAG